AUGGAGGAGAGGGUCUCUAAGCUGGAGAAGAUUAACUGGAGCAGUUUUGUACAGCGUCUAGACAUGUUGGACUUGAAGACCAUCCCCGUCCUACAGAACAACGUCAGCUUCGUGCUGGAGAGUCUUGUUGCCAUGGAGAAAACUAUUGACUGGGUUGGUGAAGAGCAGACGACCAUUUCCGGUAACGCCUGCUACGUGUGCGGCGACAACGCCACCCAGAGCUACUGCAAUGCGCGGACGUCCAAACACAUCGCGCCGUGCAAUGACGACCAGCCCUACUGCGUCACGGAUGUGUAUCAGAACGGGGCCUUCCGGCGGGUUUAUAAGAGAUGUGCCACGUUGGCCGAGUGCCAGGAAGCUGUCAGCAUGAACGACCCUCAGUGUGCAGACGACACAUUCAUCCUGCCAAUCAUCUUGCGGUGCCACUUCUGCUGCACAAAGCCGGCCUGUAACGACUACAUCCGGCCCUCUAGCGACUUGUAUGAAGCGCCACCUACCAAAUGAGGCUGUCGGUUUCUAACUUUCAGCUCAACUUAACUCACUUUGUAUUGCUGGGGUUAUGCUGAUAUU
This is a messenger RNA of Physella acuta, 570 nucleotides long. RefSeq lists its product as uncharacterized. Lineage: Eukaryota; Metazoa; Mollusca; Gastropoda; Physidae. The record is from RefSeq and is a predicted model, not a curated record.